Molecule: messenger RNA, 2174 nt
Organism: Diceros bicornis minor
Lineage: Eukaryota; Metazoa; Chordata; Mammalia; Perissodactyla; Rhinocerotidae
Product: olfactory receptor 5AP2-like
Exons: 2
Coding region: 93-1031 (312 amino acids)
Biological process (GO): sensory perception of smell; G protein-coupled receptor signaling pathway
Cellular component (GO): membrane
Molecular function (GO): G protein-coupled receptor activity; olfactory receptor activity; odorant binding
Source: RefSeq, a predicted model, not a curated record
ACAAUUCAGAUCUCCAAGUUGUCCUCUUUGGAUUGUUUCUGUUAAUCUAUGUGGCAACCAUGCAGAUGAAUCAUCCACUCUGAGAGAAAAGUAUGAGCAACCACACAACAGUGACUGAAUUUAUUCUCCUGGGAUUCAGGGAUUAUCCAGAGCUACAGUGCCUUCUCUUUAUAGCGUUCCUAGUCAUCUAUAUGAUCACUGUGUUUGGAAAUCUUGGCAUGAUCCUAUUAAUCAAGAUCGACUCUCAUCUCCACACCCCAUUGUACUUUUUCGUCAGUAACUUGUCCCUUGUUGACUUCUGUUAUUCUUCUGUUGUUACCCCUACUAUGCUGGUGAAUUUCUGGGUGGAGAACACAGUCAUUUCAUUUAAUGAAUGUGCUGCACAAUUCUUCCUUUUUGCUUCCUUUGCUGGCACUGAGGGCUUCCUGUUGGCCGUGAUGGCCUAUGACCGUUACGUGGCCAUUUGCAAGCCUCUCCUUUACACAGUCACUAUGUCCCCCCAUCUUAAUGUCCUCCUGGUGUUGGCCACAUACCUUGCAGGCUUUAUGAACGCUGCCAUUCAUACUGGCUUCACCUUCCAACUGUCUUUCUGCCACUCAAAUGUCAUCAACCACUUUUUCUGCGACAUUCUACCCCUCCUGAAACUCUCUUGUUCUGACACACGUGUCAAUGAGAUUGUCAUGUUUGCUUUUGCCAGUUUUAAUGAACUGAGUUGCCUCCUGACUCUUCUCAUUUCUUAUGUCUACAUCCUCAUUGCCAUCUUGAGGAUCCAUUCUGCUGUGGGGAAGCACAAAGCCUUUUCCACCUGCGCUUCCCACUUGAUGACGGUCACCAUCUUCUUUGGCACAAUCCUGUUCAUGUAUCUGCGCCCCAGCUCCAGCUCCUCAAUGGACCAAGACAAAGUGGUAUCUGUGUUUUACACAGUGGUCAUCCCCAUGUUAAAUCCUCUCAUCUAUAGUCUGAGAAACAGGGAGGUCAAAUCUUCCUUAAGUAAAAUUUUUAAAACAAACUCUUUUUACUUUUGUACUUAGAAUCUUCAAAGCAUGGGAUUUAGGACUCUAAGGGAACUUAGAAAUGACCAAAUCCACCUCCAUUCACCCUGGUUCCAUUUCAUUAUGUCAUGAGGCUUUGGGGGGGUUUUUUUGAUAGUAGAGUUAGACCAAUGUCCUAGGCGACCUGGGGAAUAUGAUUAUUCUGUAUAAGUCCCACUUAUUCUGCAGAACCUAUAUCCUUGAAAAUAAACAAAUGUCACAUUUCAACUCCCUAUUUGGAGGUAUAAAACCCAGUCUAAAAGUAGAUGAGACAAAAAGAUGGAGUGGAAGGAGGAAUGACCCAUUUUCUUCCCCAUUUGAUGACUCCGUCAUGGAUGGUGGUGUAUGUAACUGUCAGAGGACAGGUGAUAAGGAGUAGGCUGAGCCAGGAUAUGACCAGAGGAUUGAAACAGGGCUUAGAGACUGCCUCUUGUCCCCAGUGAAUGGGAGAGAAAUAUCAGACUAAAUCCUGAUAGAGGUGCUGAAGUUAAGUGUUUCUAACCUGGGCAAGUGAUCUGGACCACUGAGGGAGUAAUGGGAACAAACCACCGGGUAAAUAUAAGGGGGAAUCACAAACCAAAAACACCAAGCAUUACAGAAUGUAAUUUUCUGGGAUUUAGAAAAGAGGAAUUCUUCAUAAUUCCUGAAGCUAUAGUGUCAUAGUGUUUGAUCUUUGAAUGGGUAAGCAGUUUAAGCUUAAAGAGCUAGGGCGAGCUGUAUAUCUUUUCCCUAAUGCCUUAGCAAAUAACCAUACAUAUCUAUUUUACUGUUGGCUGCAAUUUGGGACAAAUUUAAAGCUUUCCAUUGGAUUUGACUGGUAUUUUCAUAAUUUGGAUAUGUCCCUAGGAGGACUGGAUUUUCUUUACAGAUAGUGUCCGGAGACAUGUGAACAUCAAGUAUUUUAAACUGGUGAGGAUUCAGUAAAAUAUACUAGGUGUGAUCCUAGUAUAUCCCUUUCUCAUCGAAAGACUGAUUGUCAUCCUAGUAGAAAAUUAGCCAUUUAAAAGAGACUAUGGAAUAAUUUUGCUUUCAGUUACAGGCUAUGGUUUUUGAAAGGAAAUUAAAUGCAGAUCUUAUCAGUUAAUCCUCCUUUUUCCUGCUUUUCAAACAUUGCAUAUUAAAAACACAUAAUUUUCUUGCUUA